AUGACACCAGAUAAAAUUAAAUUAAAAAUCGAAGGCGCAAUUUCGUUAAUAGACUUAAAAAGUUUACUUAAAGCUCAAGGCGAGUAUUUCUUAGAUGAUGGUUUCUCUCAUAAAUUAAUUCACAUAAAAACAAAUGAAGAUCUGAAUGAUAGUCUAUACACUAAAGCAAUCUGCAUCUUUGCAUCUAAUUUCAUGGAAAAUAAAUGCUUAGAGAAAUUUCAAAAAGAUCACACUGAUGAUCUAUGCAGUUUUAUUAAGAACUUAAGAGACAUUUCAGAGAUUGCAGUUCUUCAUGGAAAGUUGUUUGAAAUGUGGUCACAUGCAAAGAUCUGUAAAGAGAAGACAUUUCAAGAUUUUAGCAAUAUCAAAGAUAUUAACAUUAGAGAAGGAAUUUAUUAUCAGCCAGUUACUAAAAAUUAUCAAAGUAUAGAUAGUUACAUUCAUCCUAAUCAGCUAUUACAAAUCACUAUUGCCGACAGACAUAGGGUUAA
Molecule: messenger RNA, 491 nt
Organism: Funneliformis caledonium
Lineage: Eukaryota; Fungi; Glomeromycota; Glomeromycetes; Glomerales; Glomeraceae
Source: the annotation of a GenBank genome assembly